Molecule: messenger RNA, 207 nt
Organism: Phaethon lepturus (White-tailed tropicbird)
Lineage: Eukaryota; Metazoa; Chordata; Aves; Phaethontiformes; Phaethontidae
Gene: ANAPC15
Product: anaphase promoting complex subunit 15
Exons: 2
Biological process (GO): regulation of mitotic cell cycle spindle assembly checkpoint
Cellular component (GO): anaphase-promoting complex
Source: RefSeq, a predicted model, not a curated record
CUCCAGAGCAUUGCCGAGAAGGACAACAACCUGGUGCCCAUAGGAAAGCCGGCAUCCGAGGUGGCCCCUGGUAAUGAUGAGGAGGAGGAGGAGGACGAUGAGGACGACGAAGACAGCGAAGAGGACUCGGAGGACGACGAGGACAUGCAGGAUAUGGAUGAGAUGAACGAUUAUAACGAAUCUCCUGAUGACGGGGAGAUUAACGAG